Molecule: messenger RNA, 576 nt
Organism: Babjeviella inositovora NRRL Y-12698
Lineage: Eukaryota; Fungi; Ascomycota; Pichiomycetes; Serinales
Exons: 1
Coding region: 220-432 (70 amino acids)
Source: RefSeq, a predicted model, not a curated record
GAAGAGUCCAGCCAGCGGCGUGGCCAGAUCCCACUGGGUCUUUGUCGACGGUGUUUUGAAGCACAAGCACGUUGGGAUUUCCCCGGAAAACUCUGUCAAGCUCGGAAAGCAAGAAGUCGACGCAUUGUUCGAGGAAUUGAACAAGGCUUAGGUACUAAAAGUUGGCAGCUGCCAUUCUCAUUGUGUAUUUUCAUCAACGUUGUAACUCAAGCAAAGGAUAUGGAGACAAUAGCAAGGGGUCAGUGUAUGAAUGGAGCGGUGGAAACGGUGCGCGAGACUGUUUCGCGGCUGGCCCUAUUUUUUCAUCUUCAGAGCCGUGUACCUCUUGGUCUACAAGCUUUGCAUGUCGAUAGACUAAUAUUAUAUAUACAGAUUUUAUACGUCAACAGUGAGCCAAACACUGGAUGGACUUUGAAGGCAUUAUCAAUCUAGAACUGUCUCUUGACAAAGUGGUAGACGAUUGGGGUCACGUACAAGGCGGCGGCAACGAGACCAGCAAACUUCAAGGUCUCGUUGGUGGCUUGUUGAAGCAUCUUCUUUUCUUCUUCGGUUGGUUGAGGUUGGCCGCCGAACAUU